UUUGACGUUAAUGUAGAGUUGCAAUCCCAACGCGACCAGGAGCACUCGUUUAAUCGGACCCGUGGAAAUGGCAUUGUCAAGAGGUGUGAGCGGUGUUUUUGUGGUUGCCGCCCAGAGGACGGCAAUUGGUGCGUAUGGCGGUAAGGUGAAGUCGUUCACGGCGACCGAUCUGGCCGAAAUAGCAGCACGUAGCGCUCUUGAGUCAGGCAAAGUAAAACCUGAACUCAUCAACUCAGUAAUCUUUGGAAAUGUUAUGCAGUCCUCAAAAGAUGCGGCUUAUGUAGCUCGACAUGUUGGUAUCCGAGUAGGCGUGCCUCUUGAUGUGCCGGCCCUCACUGUCAACAGACUCUGUGGGUCGGGAUUCCAGGCAAUUAUUAACGGUGCUCAGGAAAUAAUGUUAGGAGACAGCCAGGUUGUGUUGGUUGGUGGAACAGAAAACAUGAGUCAAGCUCCAUAUGCGCUACGUAACGUCAGGUUUGGAACAAGGCUCGGACAGGAUUUGGUGCUGGAAGACACCCUGUGGGCUGGACUGACAGAUCAGCAGGUAAAGACUCCAAUGGGUAUUACGGCUGAAAACUUGGCCGAGAAGUACAACAUCUCCCGUCAAGAAUGUGACGAGUAUGCUCUCGCUUCACAGACCAGAUGGAAGAAAGCUAAUGAUGCGGGUGUUUUUAAAGCAGAAAUUACUCCAAUGAAAGUAAAAGGUAAAAAGGGUGAAGAAGUGUUUGACACUGAUGAACACCCACGCACAGUAACAGCAGAGGCUUUAGCUAAACUUCCAUCUGUCUUUAAGAAGAACGGCACUGUAACAGCUGGCAAUGCAUCAGGUGUGUGUGAUGGUGCUGGAGCUCUUGUUCUAGCGAGUGAAGCUGCCCUCAAGAAACACAAUCUAACUCCGCUGGCUCGGCUUGUGUCUUAUGGCAUCUCAGGUUGUGAUCCAAUUAUUAUGGGAAUUGGACCAGUUUCAUCAUCGAAAGCAGCUCUCAAGGCAGCAGGAAAGGAGCUCAAAGAUAUGGAAAUCUGUGAGAUCAAUGAAGCAUUUGCACCACAGUGUUUGGCCGUAAUGAAAGAGUUAGGACUUAAUCCAGAAAUAACAAAUAUGUGUGGAGGAGCUAUUGCUCUGGGUCACCCACUGGGCAUGUCGGGGGCACGGAUUUCCGGUCAUCUUGUUCAUGAGCUCAAAAGGAAAAAUGUGCAGUUUGCUCUUGGUGGCGCUUGCAUUGGUGGAGGACAGGGAAUUACAUUGAUAUUUGAACGUGCUUAAUAAAGUCUCAUACACUUGACACUAUUAGACCAAGCAAAUUAAUCUGUCAUUUCUUUACAACAAAUCUGUGAUCGAACAUACAUUUGUUUUGGUUUAACAUAAUCAUAUACACGCUUUAUUACAUAAUCAGACUUUUAAGAUUGUUAGUUUGGAUGAUUUGAACUACCACAUAAUGUACAUUGAAAAUAAUAUACAAUAUCUAAAGGACUCGAAAGUAUUUUUUUGGUUUGUAACAUGAAUUUUAGAAGAAUGGUUGUUAUGCACUAUUGUUUUGUAAUUAUGUUUUACAGUUGUCAUAAAAACUAUAAAGCAUAUAGGUGCUCAAAUUUAUAAUUUUUAGCACCAUGGCUAGAGCAAGAGGCAUGUCAAGCCUCUUCAUGGACUGCAUGAUAUAAUGAAGAGCUGUUUAUAUAUAUAUAUAUAUAUAUAUAUAUAUAUAUAUAUAUACAUACAUACAUACGGUGAAACCUGUCUAAGCCAGAUUACGUUGGGGACCUAAUAUUUAUCCGGUUUAGAGGGGUGCAUUUUAGAAUACAGUGUUAUUUCCAUUGACAUAAAAUUUGUAACUGUAAAUGAACAAGUCUGAGAACUGCAAAAUGAAUGUGACUGUCAGACUAAUAAUAAUGUUGCUAUAUUCCAAUUUUGUUAUGUAUCUUUCUUAUUUAUGAACCAACAUUAAAACAAAUAAAAACAACAAAUUUAACAGCUGAGUUACUGCAUUAUUUUCGGUUGAGAUUUGCCAGAACAAAAUGUCUUGGUUACUAGGCCAAAUGAGCCUUUGAUUUAAAUGCCCAAAUUUAUUAUUAUGCGUGUACCUCGUCAAACAUUUAUUAUAUAGACCAUUUUGUAAUUGUAUAGUGAAAGUCUUUUGUACAAAACGAUGCACAUUAAUUGUGCAUUUGGCACUUUUGAAUAAAUUAUUUAUAUACCUA
This is a messenger RNA of Gigantopelta aegis, 2196 nucleotides long. RefSeq names its product 3-ketoacyl-CoA thiolase, mitochondrial-like. Gene Ontology annotation, molecular function: acetyl-CoA C-acetyltransferase activity. NCBI's taxonomy places the organism in Eukaryota, Metazoa, Mollusca, Gastropoda, Neomphalida, Peltospiridae. Gene Ontology annotation, biological process: fatty acid beta-oxidation. The record is from RefSeq and is a predicted model, not a curated record. The coding region runs from base 68 to 1264 and encodes 398 amino acids. The transcript is spliced from 11 exons.